UGCAACACUUAAGUUGACAUUUGACAGCACUGAAGUCAGUCAGCCGGCUAUAAUAACAAUAAGAAACACACGUAUUCUGGUGGCUGUUGCAUAAAAUUCAUUUUGAACACUUUUACCUGCUACAAGCUUCACAAAAUGUAUCGCAAGACGGGCAUACAAUUGAUGCGUAUGAGCAUGGCGCCCACAAGGCGUGGCCAAGCGAACAGCACACAACAGAAGCAGACACCACCACCACCACCACCACCGCCAUUGCGUCCGCGUGCCAGCGCCCUGACGGAUGAGAUAAUACGUGUGGAUCAUGCUGGCGAACUGGGCGCCGAUCGUAUCUAUGCUGGCCAAAUGGCCAUAUUGGGCAACGGGCCCAUGGGCAAGACCAUUGAGCAUAUGUGGGAGCAGGAGAAAGACCAUCGCAAACAGUUCGAGCAGUUGAUACAGCAGCAUCGUGUGCGUCCCACAAUCAUGGCUCCCAUUUGGAAUGUGGCGGCAUUUGCGUUGGGCGCUGGCACUGCGCUGCUGGGCGAAAAGGCGGCCAUGGCCUGCACUGUGGCCGUGGAAACGGUCAUUGUGGAGCACUACAACGAUCAACUGCGUCAAAUCAUGGAAUCACCCAAUCCGGAUAAGGAGCUGCUUGCGACAAUCACAAAGUUUCGUGACGAGGAACAGGAACAUCACGAUACGGGCAUCGAUUGUGGAGCCGAGCAGGCGCCCUUCUAUAAGGCUAUUACCGAGGUCAUUAAAUUUGGCUGCAAGACGGCCAUAGCCAUAUCGAAGAAGAUCUAAGCUCCGCUGAGAUCGAGUUGUGCGCGUGUAUGGGGUGUUUAGUUAUAGAAGCUUAAGCAUUAAAGAUACGA
Molecule: messenger RNA, 851 nt
Organism: Drosophila hydei
Lineage: Eukaryota; Metazoa; Arthropoda; Insecta; Diptera; Drosophilidae
Gene: Coq7
Product: 5-demethoxyubiquinone hydroxylase, mitochondrial
Exons: 3
Coding region: 136-780 (214 amino acids)
Biological process (GO): regulation of gene expression; determination of adult lifespan; ubiquinone biosynthetic process
Cellular component (GO): mitochondrial inner membrane; nucleus
Molecular function (GO): 3-demethoxyubiquinol 3-hydroxylase activity
Source: RefSeq, a predicted model, not a curated record